Molecule: messenger RNA, 1777 nt
Organism: Betta splendens (Siamese fighting fish)
Lineage: Eukaryota; Metazoa; Chordata; Actinopteri; Anabantiformes; Osphronemidae
Product: C-C chemokine receptor type 1-like
Exons: 5
Coding region: 343-1440 (365 amino acids)
Biological process (GO): G protein-coupled receptor signaling pathway; immune response; chemotaxis
Cellular component (GO): membrane
Molecular function (GO): chemokine receptor activity
Source: RefSeq, a predicted model, not a curated record
GGCGGCGGCUCUCGCUCGCGGCGCUGCGGCUCCUACACGCGGCGGCUCCUCAUUGCGGUGCCACCUGUUCGCCGGCGCGUUCAACCGUGUUACGUCGGCGUCGAGUUCGGAGCCGGUGAGCGGCGCGUUUUCCCGAAUAAAGAAGUCAAGCCCUUCUGCUUUCAAUGGAAUUGAGAAUUGUUCUCCAGAAGACCAGCCAGGGGGACGGCUAACGUUAAGAGAGCUAGUUCAUCACCGUUCACCUGAAGGCAUCACAUCUAGAAUCUAAAGAGCCACACAGAGGCUUGAGGUACCGCCACCGACUGAUUACCUGUCUGGAAAAGGCACCAGUGAACUCGCACCAUGUCAGAUGUUCCGUACAACGUGACAGCUGACAUAUUGGCAGAGAACGACACCACCGUGUACACGACCAUCGACUACGGAGCCUACUAUGAUGAAAACAUAUCAUUCCCCUCGCCUUGCGAGACCGACGACCUGCAGAGCUUCGGGCAGGUGUUCCUGCCCACUCUCUACAGCCUGGUGUUCGUCAUCGGCUCCAUCGGGAACGGCCUCGUGGUGUGCGUGCUGGCGAAGCACCGCAACCAGAACAACCUGACGGACAUCUCCCUCUUGAACCUCGCCGUCUCCGACCUCCUCUUCGUCUUCACGCUGCCGUUCUACGCGCACUUCUCCGUCGUCGGCGAGUGGACGUUCGGCUCGCCGAUGUGCCGGUUCGUGUCCUUCUUCCACUACAUCGGCUUCUUCAGCAGCACCUUCUUCAUGAUCCUGGUCACCCUGGACCGCUACGUGAUCAUCAUGCACGCGCACACCGUGGCCAGGUACCGCUCGUGGAGCGCGACCGUGGCGCUGAGCCUCGUGGUGUGGCUGCUGAGCGUCUGCGCGUCUCUGCCGCCGCUGAUCUUCAGCAAAGUGACGAACGAGACCGGCGGCGUGAGCUGCGGCUACGACCAGGACGCGGAGGAGCGGCACCCGUACAUCCCCUUCGCCAUCAACAUCCUGGGCCUCCUCCUCCCCCUGACGGUGAUGGUGGCGUGCUACUGCAGGAUCCUCCCCACGCUGGUCAACAUGCGCAGCGCGAAGAAGCACCGCGUGGUCAGGCUCAUCGUCUGCAUCGUCGUCGCCUUCUUCCUGUUCUGGGCCCCGUACAACGUCUGCAUCCUCAUGAAGUUCAUGCGCACGCAGCAGACGCAGUGCCGCUCCGACAUCAGCCUGCGCAUGGCGCUGACCGUGACCGAGACCGUCGCGUACACGCACUGCUGCCUCAACCCCAUCAUAUACGCCUUCGUCGGGCAGAAGUUCAUGAAGCGAGCCGCGCACCUGCUGAGGAAGUGGGUGCCCGUGGUGCUGCUGCCCUCCGCCAGAGACAUGUCGGACAGCUCCUACAGGAAGAGCUCCAUCGUGUCCCGGUCGUCUGACGUCACAACCACGGUUGCCAUGUAGAGGACCUUUCACGGAUGUACUUACUCUUUUCAUUUCCGCAUGCCAGUCAUAUUCAGUAGACUGCCUCUGUGUGCACGUGGAGACGACGUCCGUUAUUAGAGCUUCCCGAGUCACUUUCCACGGUGGUAUUAAGUUUUGACCGCAACAUGAACUAUAUGAUGUCAUGAUUGUAUUUUGAAUGUCAUUCUAUGGCUUUACCUUUUGAAACUGACCUAGUGUCACAUACGUAUAUCACAGCCUCACACCAGCCUGUUUUGAUACCUGUGCCAUGGAAUAUGUAUGUGUUUUUCAUUUCAUUUGUUGGAUGAUUAAAAUGGUUUUUUUAUUAUUAUUAUUA